CCGGUGUCUCGAAGACAGUGACUGGAAAUAUCUCAUCUCUCAGUUGGAUAGAAUUGAGAGUUUCAGAGAAGAAUUGCAGAACAAGGGGAGUGAAGAGCAGCAAGCCUUUCUGUUGUACACAGCUCUGUCUGCCAGGGAGGAAUGUAAGCAUGUGCAGUCAGAUGAUGCCAAUAUUACAGCUGUGUUGCAGAUGUUGUGUAAACAAUUGAACCAAGAGAUGCUUCCACGGGUUCGUGAAGCUAUAAUGACAAACAAUAGAACCAUUAUAACAGAUGCGAAACUUAUGAAAGAAACAUUACAAAGUUUGUCAAGCAAAGCAAUCCCGGGACCUCAAUUGAGUGAAUCACUGUCAGAAUUUGGUGAUAGCUUUCCUUGCCAGAACACAGCAUCUCCCAGUGAUCUCAAUGACAUCCAGACUGGCCCAUCCAAUUCAUCGAAUAGUGGACCUCCCCCAAAGAUGCUAACUGACCUGGGAUUGCUUGAUUACUAUCCGAGGAAACUUUCCCUGAGGCAGAUGCGAGGGAUCAGCGCUGAUAAAUUAAAGGACAUUAAACCCACUGGACCUGAAGGAAUCCCCUGGCACUUUCUCCAGAGAGUCCUGAUGGCUAAUUCAACAGCGAGGAAUCCUGACUGGCCGCUCAUCCAACAGCUGGAAAAUCGCUUGGAUGUUGAUGAGGAUUUUGCUGAUUUCUUUGAGGACAAAAAAAGACAAGUAACCGGAAUUAAUCCACUGGAUGUCACAGUUGCUACUUUUCUCUGUGCAGAUCACUUCCUGAGGCAGGAGCUGAUGCUCAAAAUGUCCCUGUGCCAGUUUGCAUUGCCUUUUCUGCUGCCAGACGGGGACACUGCCAUCUUCCUCCUCUGGGCCAUGCGCUCCAUUGUUAAACAGUGGCGCCCGCAGUCUCUAGUGGGCAAUUGUGGGUUUGUAGAGGAUAACAUUGUGACCUCAGCCUUGCCAACCUUCUCCUUUAUCAGACUGGGACGGUGCACUGUCUCCAAAUCGAAAAUCCUGAAUCUCACCUUGAGCCGCUCCGAGCAGCAGCAGAAUUUCUUCCUGCACUCCCAGAUGGAAUACAGUGACCAGCCCCGGGAAAUGUCUGAUGGACUGGUUGAGAUCUGCUGGUAUCUGCCUUGUGGGAAGGUGAACCUGGAUAUCUUGCCGGAGGCCUGCGCAUUUAUUAACCUCCGUGGUGAGGGUAAAGCUCACCAGAAACAGGCUCGGUUCCUCGCCAAAGUCUCCAAUGCUCUCUUUGUUUUCAUUGACGUUGUUGGUGAAGAGGAAAGAGAGUUUCUGACUUCUCUCACACCAUCACCUACACAAUUUUUCCUUAUAACAAACUCCAGCGGCAAUGAGCAGAAAGUCACCCCGCAGCAGAUGAGGGAACUGUUCAAAUCCCUGAAUUUGCAGAGUCACCAGCUGCUGGUACGGAAGGACAAGAACGAUGCCCAGUUCGUGGAAAUCCUUCGCUCCAAAAUCAAGAGCCUCCUCACACUCGGGGAAGUGGGGCAGCGAGGGCUGGAAGAAAUGGCUAUAGUAGCGAGGGAAAGCGGGAUUUGCAUUGAUGAAGAUGAGCCUGAAAUCAACCGAGGGAAACAACUGGCCAACAAUAUACUGAUAGACAUUCACUCCAGAGACAUUGCAGAGUAUAAACAAACGGCGCUACCCUUUCAGGGAAAGCUCUGGCAAGAAUGGUCCAAAGCUGAGAAAGAGAAGUGCCGAAUGAAACACUGCCAGAAUAAGCCCAUGGAGCUGUACGGACAUGAAUUGAAUCAAAAGCAAAAUCAGAUCCGCAAAAUCCAGAGUGAGAAGAAUGUGAGUGAGGAGAUGAAACAGUUCAUUGCUGCCCUGAAGAAAACCUCUGAGGCCGAGCAGGGCUUUUUUAUGCAAUGGCUGAAGUUGGGCCUGGACAGAAAAUCGCGACAAAUUAUAUCGAAGCUUCGGGUUCAAUCUAAAACACUACAUAAAAAUUCCAAGGAAUCAAGUACAGAGUUGAAUGAGUUGGAUCAGAAAAUAGCUGACAGCUCCCUGGGGCUAGAGCACUUCAUGCGAGAACUCAGUCAGAUUUACGAGAUUUGCGCUACUCUGGGUAAAGAGAGGAUUUCAGAAAAUACAUUGAGUAUGUUACCUGGUGUAGCUGCUGAUCUGAUGCUGGGUGGGUUCCCUCUGGAGCUCAUUGAUGGAGAUGUCUCCAAUAUUCCUAUGCAGUGGGUGACUGCGGUGUUGAAGGGAGUUACUAGGAGGGUGGGAAAUGAUUGCCGUAUAUUUGUGUUGACGGUGCUUGGUGUGCAGAGCACAGGGAAGUCCACACUCCUGAACACAAUGUUCGGAUUGCAGUUUGCUGUAAGCAGUGGUCGGUGCACACGUGGUGCUUACAUGCAACUCAUUAAACUCACAGGCGGCCUGGAGACUGAACUGGGCAGUGAUUUCAUCCUGGUGAUCGACACCGAGGGGUUGAAAGCCCCAGAGCUGGCAAGUCUCGGGGACAGCUAUGAGCAUGACAAUGAGCUGGCCACGUUGGUGAUUGGACUCAGUGAUGUGACCUUAGUGAAUAUGUCCAUGGAAAACUCCACAGAAAUGAAGGAUAUUCUGCAAAUUGUGGUCCAUUCGUUCAUUCGCAUGAGGGCAACGGGGAAAAAGCCAAUUUGCCAAUUUGUUCACCAGAAUGUGGCUGGCGUGUCAGCUCAUGAUCAGACCCUGAGAGAUCGACAGAAACUCCUGAAACAGCUGGAUGAGAUGACAGAGGCUGCUGCUCGGAUGGAGAAAUUGCAGCGAGUCACGUUCUGCGAUGUGCUGGACUAUGACACUGAUAGGAACAAUUGGUAUAUCCCUGGGUUGUGGCACGGAGUCCCUCCAAUGGCAGCAGUGAACACUGGCUACAGUGAACAUGUCUUUGAGCUGAAGAAAUCUCUUUUCACUUGCUUUUCAAACUGCAACAAAAAGCAAAAGGCUUUAACAAUCCCCAACUUCAUCAAAUGGAUGUCUGGCCUCUGGGACCAGAUCAAACAUGAAAAUUUCAUUUUCAGCUUCCAGAACAGCUUGGUCGCUGAGGCUUACAGUCAGCUCUCCAGGAACUACUCAGCCUGGGAUUUGGAGAUCCGGACAUUUGCCCAUACCUGGACAAUUGAGACUGAAAACAGAAUAAAGAACACAAACACUGAGGAAUUCCCUCAUCAGUCCCUCACCCUGGAGAUCACCACAAAAAUGGAGGAAAAGAAGAAUGAGAUCCUCAACAAACUUGAGGAGUACUAUGAAAGCAGAGAUCAUAACGUCCACCUCAUGGAAUCUUACAGGGAGCAAUUUCGAAUAAGUAUCCAGUCUUUGUGCAGCCAACUUCAGAAUGAAUCAACACAGAAAUGUGAAGAGGUUAUCCGAAGACGUGAGGCAUUGGAUAAAGUGGAUAAGAUUUGGGAUGAAUAUAAUAAGCAAAUCGAGGAUGAAGUGAUGAUACUUUUGCAAUACUGCAAAAAAGAUGGGAAGGAGAUGGAUGAUUGUAAACUUGAGGAGGAGUUCAAAAGGAUGUGGCAGAGAACUCUCGAGAAGCUGAGCUACCGACCCUCUAAAGAAACAAAUAUUGAGGCUGAUGUUGAAAAUCUCCUGAGAAAGAACAUGCCAACACAGGGGAAAGUGAUCAGUGAGGCUCUGAGGGGGAAAGUCCUUUCAAAACUGGGGCUUCACAUGUUUGAUGUGAAGAAGAAACAUAUUGAUCAGAAAAUAGGGAUCAACAUGCUUGUGGGAUUCAUAGUAGAAACUUCAGAAGUUAAAAAGGCAAGAUUGCUGUCAAAGUGCCUGGAGGAAGAAUGUAAAGAAGACAUAGAUAGUAUCACAAAAAAGGACGUGGAUUACGACAGUAAAUAUUGUGUUGACAUUUUGUGGAACUUGGACAAAAAUAUAGAAAACAAUUCAGAACCGGAGUUUAAGAUGAGUGAAAUUUAUAAGGCGGAAUUCAAGCUCCACAUGUGUGGCUACGCUGCUCAAAAAUUCAAAGUCAUGCACAACGUGUUUGUCAACAAGCACAACCCAUGGAAGAGGAUGGAAAAUAUGGAGAAUCAAUACUUUGAGCUUUUCAAGCAGAUUUACACAAAGCAGGACAUGACUGAAAAAGGAGCAGAAAGAUUUGCCAAGAAUUGUUUCAUUCCGGCCGUCAGGGAAGCCAUUCUCAACUGUCUCGGGCACAGAAUUGUGCUUGACAUGAAAAAAAAUGAUUCCAGCGGGGAGUACAGCAAUCGCAAUAGCUUCACUGUGGCUCUGCUCGUCCACCUAAAACAGCAGGACAAAUUUGACCAAUAUCUUAAUUACAUCAACCACUUUAAGAGUUUUGCAAACAAUUGGCUUCGUGGUCAGGUUAUCAAUUACUGCAACACGAAAACAAAUGGAGAUACCAAAUUUAUACAUUUAGCAAAAGUUCACCUCAAGGAGAUCACUAAUGAAGCUAAAGAGAUUGUCAGGGAAGCGAUCGCUCAGAAUGUAUCAGGUGAAGCCAGAAGCUUCCUUGACUUGUUUGUCGAUAAGUUGAAGGCAAAACUCGCAAUGCCCAAAGACAGCCUGAAGCUUGUUGUUUUCCAGCCUGCCAGCAAGGCCGGGAAUUUUGCAAAAAUGGUCCUGCCACAUAUCCAGGAGGCGGAAACCUCUCUCCUCCAGGAGCUCACAACAUGGAAUGUCAAUGCAAUGAUUGAGCAGCUUCCUGUGAAACCCCAUGAGGAAAUAUUGAAAAAACUUAUUAGUUGCAACAAAAAAUGCCCUUUCUGUCAAGUCUGUUGUGAAAUAGAAACGCUUGGCAAUCAUCAGCAUUUCAGUAACCAGCACAGACCUACGGGACUCAAUAGACAUCGCUGGUCGAAUAAUAAGCAUCUUGUGAUGGACAUUUGCACUGCUUCAGUAGCAAGCAAUUGUAAAUUCAGAAACUCAGACACAAACGAACAGUGGGUGAAAUACGAGGACUAUUGUACAGUAAAUGAUUAUUACAAAUCCUGGAUUAUCCAAAAAUCUCCCAGUGCGGAGGCAGCAUCUUACUGGAAAAAAGUUUUCCACAUCUUUAAUCAGGAUUUUGCUAAACACUAUAAUGCGGAACCUGCCGACAUCACUGAUGCCUGGAACAUACCAUGGGACAGGGUGAAGGACGAUCUUAACAAAACCUACUAUGUGUCCUUGAAAUUUCUGUAGGGAAAGUCUACAGGAGAGGACCUGGGUUCAAUUCCUGGGCAAA
Molecule: messenger RNA, 5204 nt
Organism: Callorhinchus milii (elephant shark)
Lineage: Eukaryota; Metazoa; Chordata; Chondrichthyes; Chimaeriformes; Callorhinchidae
Product: interferon-induced very large GTPase 1-like
Exons: 1
Coding region: 191-5161 (1656 amino acids)
Molecular function (GO): GTP binding
Source: RefSeq, a predicted model, not a curated record